AUGCAAGAAUCAAAAGAAAAUUUAGCAAAAAUCGAAGUUAGAGAAAUUGAUAAGAGUAAAGAACAAAAGAAAUUAGGCGAAAAGCAGGGAAGUAAUCCAACAAUUACUGAAAUAGCUGCUUCUCUUUAUCCUCCCACAGCACCGUUUGCUCAAGCUGUGUCAGCGGAUGAAUUUGUUGCAGGUACAGCAGAGGAGAAUAUUGACGAAGCAAUUGAUUAUAAAGAAUUGGAGAAAGGAGGAAAGGUUGACAAGGAAAUUGGCGAAAUCGGAAGCUUGCCAUCAAUAACACAGAGAGACGUAGAAAAAUUAACGGGAACAUAA
Dentiscutata heterogama is the source of this 321-nucleotide messenger RNA. The record is from the annotation of a GenBank genome assembly. NCBI's taxonomy places the organism in Eukaryota, Fungi, Glomeromycota, Glomeromycetes, Diversisporales, Gigasporaceae.